AUGCAGCGCGACGACUACCCCUCUAUCGACCAGGCUCCAUUUGAACCUGGUUUUAGCGCCGAGUGGAAUUCAAUUUCCUCUCUCCCUACGCCUGCUUUGCCAUCGAACGCCCUGGCAGAGUCUGCGGGCUGGUUCCAGUCCUUAGGCCCCGCUGCCGCCUUGUCUGGAGAUGACCCAAACACCAUGGCCGGAGUCUACGCUCGGGGUUUCAACGGCUUGAGCCUCAAUGGAUUCAUUCACACUGAGCACCCUGGUGCAACGGGACAGGCCGUAGACCACAGCCAAGACUUCGCGAAAUCCAUGUCUUCUGUACACCCGAGUAUCAUGGAGCAGCUCAUCACCAAACGAGCCCCAUCGUUCACAGUGAUUGAUGCCAACGAGGCCUCUCCAAGCUAUGGUGGAGGAGAUCCUACCACACAAUCAAUUGCGAGUACGCCUUCAAGCAAUACGGGCUGGACCAAAGAGCAGGACAAACUUCUCAUGAGUCUUAAAGCCCAAGGUCUUGGAUAUUCCGCGAUCCAAGAUGAGAUGAGGAAGGAAUUUGGGUGGACUAGGAACAAGAAUGUGUUGGUCAAGCGCUUCGCUGUGUUGAAGAAGCGCUGCAAACCGCAGAUCAAAACUCGCAUUAUUCGAGAUAUAUCUAGAAAGAUCACUCCCGAAAUCGUCAAGGCUGUGGGAAAAGAACUCGAGAAAGUCACCUCAUCUGGUAGCAAUAGCAUUUCAACAGAACUUGAGGACUUGGUCCCAUUAAGGCUCCAAGAGCUUGUUGAAGGACUAGUCGCAGAUAUCGGUGUCUCGCUUCAUCAGAUAGAUGAGGAUGAUAAAAGAUCAUCAGCUUGA
Fusarium subglutinans is the source of this 840-nucleotide messenger RNA. RefSeq lists its product as uncharacterized. The record is from RefSeq and is a predicted model, not a curated record. The transcript is spliced from 2 exons. Lineage: Eukaryota; Fungi; Ascomycota; Sordariomycetes; Hypocreales; Nectriaceae. Bases 1 to 840 code for a protein of 279 amino acids.